This is a messenger RNA of Chenopodium quinoa (quinoa), 3677 nucleotides long. RefSeq names its product glucan endo-1,3-beta-D-glucosidase-like. Gene Ontology annotation, cellular component: plasma membrane. The transcript is spliced from 5 exons. Gene Ontology annotation, biological process: carbohydrate metabolic process. The record is from RefSeq and is a predicted model, not a curated record. The coding region runs from base 1770 to 3407 and encodes 545 amino acids. NCBI's taxonomy places the organism in Eukaryota, Viridiplantae, Streptophyta, Magnoliopsida, Caryophyllales, Amaranthaceae. Gene Ontology annotation, molecular function: hydrolase activity, hydrolyzing O-glycosyl compounds.
AUACUUGAUACUCUGCACAUUUUGGAGCAGCCUCCAAUUUGAAUAAAAGGCGGGGAGUGGAAGCUGUAAGACACCUUCCCAAAGUAAACAGGUAAAUAAAAAGAGGCAUUGGUAUAAUUUUAGCCUUUUGGGCUUUUAUGUAGAAUUGACUAGAAUGCCCUUUAAAUCUGUUAAGUGAUGUAAGUUUCCACGUUUUUCUGGUUGAAAUCUGAGGUUAUUAGUGUAUUUCAAAGGCUUAGAAUGAGGGUCAUAUGUGGACCUUUAUUUCAUUUUAGUGAUUGAUUAAUCUUAAAAGGGAAGCACAUCAUUGUGGCUUUUUUUAGGUAGGGUUCAAAGUUUAGUAUGUUAAGGAAAUUGACUGGGUUUACUUUAAAUUAUAAAAAAAAAAAAAAAAAAAAAAAUGGAAAAGGAAAAGAGAAGAGAGUUAGGCUCAUUUUCUUUCUUUGCUCUAAAAUAAUUAGGCUACGUUAUUAGGAAAAAGGAAAAUAGAAGAGAUUUAGGUUUAAUUUUCUAUCAAAACGUUAGUUGUUGCUUCUGGUUUGCUCAUUAUUGCGAAUUUUAGGUGUUGUAAGCUGAUAAGUGAAGUGAUAUUGGCUAAACAGCCUCGAGUUUGCAAUUUUCUGUACCAUUUUCUGCCUAUAUUACAGAUAUUCUUUAUGGUUAAGCUAUUAAGUUGAGAACUAACGCUCAGUCUAAACUUGGAGGAUUCAGGUUUGGUGAGUUCAGUUUAGUUUGGAAAGACCGGGGAAUCAGAAUCAUGAAAAGCACAAGGGUAUUUUGAGAAUUUAUCAAAAUAAUCGGAGAUGUUGUGGAGAUUCUUGGCGGAAUUUAGAGGGAAUUAAUUAGUCAAAAAGCUACUCAUAAUUUAGAGUUUUCCAAAUGACAAACUACCCUUGUCUUCGCAGCUAAGGAAAUCUCCAAGCAAUGUCCUUUUCUAGGUAGACUUAAAAGACUUGAAUACAAAGUCUUUCUACCGCCAUCCUCAUAUGCUGUUAAAAACAGCUAACGGCUAAGUUUCUAACUUUGAAGUUUCUGAGUUUGAGUUCCCGACAUCACCUUAAUACGAACUGAGCCACCAUAUGGUCCCCUCUUUUAAAAUCAUCCACCAUUUCAUCUAUCCUAAGAGUUAUAUACUCCGUACACUGCACUAAAAAUAAAAUUAAUUAUUAAAAAAAAAAGCAAAUAAUUUACAAGCUAAGAUACCUUGGGUUUAUAUUUUUAAAAAAUUUCGCACUAAUUUCUACAUCUCAUCAAUUUAAAAUUGAUAUUUUUUUUUAACAAUAAAAUUGAUGAACUUGAAUACUAAAAGAAGCAGACUUUAAUUGGCUUAACCCCAAUAAAACAAAAAAGAAAUUCAUAACGAUUUAAGCGAGACAAAAAGUUUGUACUCGUGACCUUGCCUCUUCUAUGGUUAUAUACUAGUAAUUUUCUAUUGUUCACCUAAAAAACUUUCUUUUCAUCCUUAUCUUUAUACGAGAAGUGUUAUUCUUAGGUUGUGAAUACUUUAAAAAUAUAUUUAAAAAAUUAACUCUUAAAAAUACUUAAAUUUGACCAUUAUUAAGACUUACACAUCACCAUUUUAUUACCAAGAUUGCCCAAUUAUAACAUUCUCUCCACCAUAUUUUUUCAAAAACAAAAACGAGAAAAAAAAAAAGCAUAUAUUAUACGACCAAAAAACAAGGUAUUUAUAUACCCACAAUUAGCCAUCAAGUUUGAAAGAGAAAAACAGUAACAUAUCAUCAUCACCACAACCCAUAACCAAAGAAACCAUGGAAAAAACUCAAAAAAGCCACCUUCUUCAUCCUCAAAUAAAACUUCCCUUGAUUUUUUCUCUCCUCCUCUGUUCACUUCUUAGAGCAGAGGCUCAAUCCUACCUAGGAAUAAACUACGGGCUGUUGGCGGACAACCUCCCGCCACCGGAAGCGACAGCGAAACUGCUGAAAACAACACCGUUUACAAAGGUUCGGCUUUAUGGAGCUGACCCUGGUAUCAUUAAAGCACUUGGUAAUACUGGAAUUGGCAUUGUUAUUGGUGCUGAUAAUGGUGAUAUUCCUGCUCUUGCUUCCGAUCCAAGUCAUGCUACUCAGUGGGUUAACUCCAACGUCUUGGCUUUCCCUGAUAGUAAGAUCAUUCUCAUUACUGUCGGUAAUGAGGUCAUCUCCUCAGGGGACCAAGACUUGAUAUCUCAGCUAGUACCUGCAAUGCAGAAUAUUCAAGAUGCUCUUACUGCAGCUAAACUAGAUGGAAAGAUCCAGGUCUCAACGGUCCAUUCCAUGGCUGUUAUGGGUCAGUCCGACCCGCCGUCAUCUGGGGCAUUUGUCUCAGAAUUGGGAGACACCAUGAAGAAACUACUUGAGUUUCAGAAAGAAAAUGGGUCCCCAUUUACCAUUAACCCUUAUCCGUUUUUCGCCUACCAGAGUGAUCCAAGGCCUGACACUCUUGCAUUUUGCCUGUUUCAACCAAAUGCUGGACGGGUUGACCCGGGAUCCAAUAUUAAGUACAUGAACAUGUUUGAUGCCCAGGUUGAUGCAAUACGCUCUGCCCUGAAUGCAUUGGGAUUUAAAGACAUCGAUAUAGUGGUUGCUGAGACUGGGUGGCCAUACCGUGGGGACAGCAACGAAGUUGGUCCUAGCAUUGAAAAUGCUAAGGCUUAUAACGGAGGCCUGAUUUCACAUCUCAGAUCCAUGGCUGGGACCCCAUUGAUGCCUGGAAAAUCAGUAGAUACAUACAUUUUUGCUCUGUAUGACGAAGAUCUGAAGCCUGGUCCAACUUCUGAGAAGUCGUUUGGUCUUUUUAAGCCUGACUUAUCGAUGACCUAUGAUAUAGGCCUCACCAAGGGCUUCAGCCAGGCCCCAACAUCAUCUCCAUCAAAAAGUCCAGCAAAUUCUUCAACAAGUCCAGCUCCAUCAACAACUACGUCUCCCUCAAAAAUUCCAUCAGCUCCCUCAAAAACUCCAUUAGCUCCCUCAGCAACUCCAACAGCAGUACCAGGGACUCCUCCAAAAUCUUCAGGAACGUGGUGUGUGCCAAAGAAAGGUGUCUCAGUCACCCAAUUGCAGGCCAAUCUGAACUACGCUUGUAGUCAGGGCAUUGACUGCAGCAAAAUUCAAGCUGGUGGACCUUGUUAUGACCCCAACACAGUGGCUUCUCAUGCAGCUUAUGCCAUGAAUCUCCUUUAUCAGAAGGCUGGCAGAACUCCCGGGAGCUGUGACUUCACGCAGACAGCUACAGUUACAUCCACUAAUCCAAGUUAUGGUUCUUGUGUUUAUCCUAGUGAUGGGAAUGCCAGAGUAUCGUUGGGAGCUGGCUUAAAUAAAUCUAGUGCGUCAAAAGUUCAUUUUAGUUUGCAUUGGUCAUGCUGGUGGUGUUUAUGUUUCGUACUUUCCUCUUUCUUCGUUGAAUCUUGAAAGCUCAGCUACCUCCCUCUCCCUGAUAUACGCUUCUCUCUUGCUCGCGGAUCACCCACUCUAGUCUUGCAGCUCACUACUAAUUAGCAAGGACAUGAACAUUUGGUGACUGAAAUGAGUCACUAGCUAAAUAUUUAUAGGUUUAUAUAUAUAGUAACAAUCCUUUGAGUUUUGCACUAGUUUGUGGUUGUAAAGUUGUAUGCAGGAAAAUCUUGCUCCUUAGACCAUUCUCAGCAGUGAGGAAAAAAAAAACCUCUCAAUCUCUCUCUA